GGGGCCCGUCAGCCGUGCGCUGAGGAGAAGCGAAAGCGAAGGGAAAGUUGCGGACUCCGGGGGAUCCCCGCGCCAGUGGAGGUGGCAGCGCCGCUGCCUGGCGGGUGAGACACGUGGGGGAACGGGCCGCGUGUGUGCGCUGCAUGCGUCCCGCAAAGUCCUCGGCCACGGUCUGUCACUUCAGGGCGCUGCCACGGAGCCCGGACGGGCGCUCCCGCCUCAGAUGGUGGUGCCCCGGGCAAGGCAGCAGCCCCCGAUGCUGUGCUGCAUGCCCGGCGUGGCUUUCGUCCCCGCUCUGCUCGUCAGCUGGUCCUCGGCCGCCUUCAUCACAUCCUAUGUGAUCGCCGUGCUGGCGGGGCACGUCGAGCCCCUCGUCCCCUACAUCAGUGACACUGGAACUAAACCUCCAGAGAGCGGUAUCUUUGGUUUUAUGAUUAAUAUUUCAGCACUUUUAGGUGUAAUUACAAUGUGCAUCAGAUAUUUAUUAAUAGAGAAGCAAAAUGAGUCGUCGCACUUUAUUAGGUCUUCAUGCAAUGUGUUUUCAUUAUGUAUUGGAUUGAUGGGCUGUACUGGAAUGGGCAUAGUUGCAACUUUUCAGGAGCUGUCUGUUCCCAGUGUCCAUGACAUAGGAGCUUUGGUGGCAUUUGGCUCCGGUGUUGUAUACAUUACCCUUCAAUCUAUAAUCUCUUACAAGUCCUGUCCACAAUGGAACACUUACCUGGUGUGUCACAUAAGGAUGGCCAUAUCUGUAACAUCAUGUAUUGCUUUCAUUCCCAUUUUCCCAGUGAUUGUGUUUGCUUCAAAAAUUUCCGUGACAAAAAUUGAUUGGACUCCAGAUGAAAAGGAUUAUACCUAUCAUGUUGUGAGUGCAAUCUGCGAAUGGACGGUGGCCUUUGGUUUUGUCUUCUUCUUUUUAACAUUCAUUAGAGAUUUUCAGAGAGUUUCUUUAAGGAUAUCAACAGAAAUAUAUGAAGACUCCUGAUAGUGGAAAAAAUUAUAUUUUAUAUAUAUGAAUAUUUUAUAGGUUUCUUUUUACUCACAGAAAAUAUUACAGAGGGACAGGGUUUUAUAAAGUUGUAUAGAGAACCCAUGCCAUUAACUCCACAACAUCUAUAACAGCAUCCACUAGAUCAUUUUAAAAACUUGCAGCAAUGUUCCUGCUACUUUUUCUGCAUUUUGUAAUUUUUAUACUGUUUGGUAUAUUAAAAAUACUGUAAUAGAAGCAAUCUGCAGAAGCACUUGAAAGUUAUUCAAAGACCUAAUUUCCUUAGCACUUUGCUUUUGGACAUAUCCGUACCUUUUCAUUUGCUGUGGUCUGACUGGUAACAUUAAACUUGAGAAAGUAUGUUUUGCAAAUAGUUAGGAAAGUCUAAAAAGAACAGAAAACACUAAGGCUGAAUUCCUGUUCUGUUAAUUGGCAAGGGCUGUGGAGGAAAGCGUGAGCAGAACUGGGCAUCUUUGUUUCAAGACUAGAAAUUUGCAGUUAGUAGAUGGCAACACUAUGCUACAUCUUUCCGAUAGUGGACACUGUAUACAGAUACAAAUCCUAGGAGAAGAUUAAACGAUGCUGCUUGAAAAAUGUUGUCUAAUCAUCACUGCACUGUGUGUUUGUAAGAGUCUACCCCUUUUCCCCCUUCAUGCACUGAUGGCCAUAGGAAGCUUGAAACUGAAGUGGGAAUAGAAAGUAAAUUUAUGAUGUACUAAAUGCACGAUCUACUAAAGAGAAACCUUAGUUAUAACUUGGUUAAUAGAAGGCAGAAGUUUUCCAGCUGUAUUUCAACCUACAGUUUC
Pezoporus flaviventris is the source of this 1791-nucleotide messenger RNA. RefSeq names its product DNA damage regulated autophagy modulator 1 (gene DRAM1). The transcript is spliced from 7 exons. Gene Ontology annotation, biological process: regulation of autophagy. The coding region runs from base 224 to 982 and encodes 252 amino acids. The record is from RefSeq and is a predicted model, not a curated record. Gene Ontology annotation, cellular component: lysosome. NCBI's taxonomy places the organism in Eukaryota, Metazoa, Chordata, Aves, Psittaciformes, Psittacidae.